AUGCUGGGCACUUAUGUUUUUACUGGUUAUAUUGCACGUUGCGUAAUCCAUCUACAGGAGAACAUUCCCGGCCCGUUUUGGGAUACAACUGUACCGCCGGCUUCGACAGCAUCCAUACCAUAUUGCAGAAUUGUCCUUGAGAUGCUGAAUCCAAAGACUGCGGGAAAGGGCGAUUCGUCUUGCUUAAACGGCAUAUUUGUCGUGUCCAUGUCAGUAUCCUGGAUGCGCUUAAUCAAAAUACCUUCGACCACCAUCAAACACUGA
Colletotrichum truncatum is the source of this 264-nucleotide messenger RNA. The record is from RefSeq and is a predicted model, not a curated record. Lineage: Eukaryota; Fungi; Ascomycota; Sordariomycetes; Glomerellales; Glomerellaceae.